UACCAGCGUCUGUCGGGGGAAAAACAGUUGACAGGAGCGAGAAGUAGGCCGAACAGGAUAAACAAAGCAAAUAGAUGAAAAAUAGCUUAGACGACUUUAAUAUUUGUCAUUAUUUUUAAUGUUAAAAAUGAGUAGUGUUUUUCUAAAGUUGUGUUGGGUCUAUUAAGGCGGAAAGUUUGUCGAAAAGAGAGGGCGUCCACCUGUCGAACCGAAAAUAGGUUAACCAAGCUAACCUGCAUUAGCACGUUAGCGUGCUAGCUGGCUGUUUGAACCCGAACAGGUGUGCCAGGUGGCCCGCCAGGCAGCCAUGUCCUCCCCUUCUUCGUCGUCCAGGCGCCAGUGGUGCUACUUGUGCGACCUGCCGAAGAUGCCAUGGACCGUGGUGUGGGACUUCAGCGAGGUGGUCUGCCGCGGUUGCGUUAACUACGAGGGGGCUAACCAGAUCGAGUUCCUGAUAGCAAGCGCCCGCCAGCUGAAGCGGAGUCACGGCAUGCAGGACGGCAACGUGAGGUCGCCCGGCCCUUCUCCUAACAAACACGGCUCCUUAGCAAGAGCAGAGCCGCUGCCGGACGGCGGAAGGCAGCACGCUGAGCGCUUUGAGCGGGGAGGGAGAGGGGAAGGCGGCGGAACGGCGAUACGCGUGCCGCCCAACGGGCUCCACCGCGACGGACAGCCGCCCCAUGAGGUGAACCGCCAGAGCCCCAGCAGCAGCCGGAGACCCAUGAUCGGAGCCGCCAUCCCGCCCAAUCUGGUGUCUCAAAGCAUUGCGGGAAUGCCUGGGCUGCUUGCGGGCAUGCCAGCGGGUCUGACCGCCAGGACAGCGCCGAUGAGCAGCCCGAUGAUCUUCCCGGCGCCGGUGCUGGCUGAGAUGAGCCGCAGACAGCUGGGGAUCGGAAUCUCCUCCUUCAUCACUCCGGAGCUGGAGCGGGAGCUCAUUUCCUCCCAGGCCAAGUCCCAGACUCAGACACAGGCUGGCACCAGUGGUAGCAAGAGCACAAGCCUGUCUUCUUCGUCUUUUUCCAUGGCUGGAGGCGUGAGCCAGACGAGCCCGAAGCCCGCUUCAUCCCCGGCCAGGCAGCAACGCCCCCCGACGGCCCGGUCCGGAGCCGAGCCUCUGGGAUCCGGCAGCUCCGCGGAGGCAGCCACGACUGCUGCGGCGUUACCCAACAACGGCGCCUCCGAGCUGGGGUCGGCAUCUGUCAGCAACACCCAUCCGACCGGAAACACGCUGUCCUGCACGCUGUGCCACGAGCGGCUGGAGGACACACACUUUGUCCAGUGUCCAUCAGUGCCUGGGCACAGGUUCUGCUUCCCCUGCACCAGAGUGUACAUCCAGAGCCGGCGGGGCGACGGCGAGGUGUACUGCCCCAGCGGAGAGCGCUGCCCGCUGGAUAACUCCCCCAACAGCCCGCCCUGGGCCUUCAUGCAGGGAGAGGUCUCCACCAUCCUGGGCGUCGUUCCAGCUCCAGCGGGAUCCGCGUCAGCAGCGGCAUCCGGAGCCAGUUCGGGUUCGGGAGGUGCUCCGGCGUCUGGAUCAGGGAGCGCAGCAGCAGGCGGCGCAAGUGGAGGUGGAUCAGGAGGAGGAGACGUCACUGUUAAGAAGAGAGAGAGACGUGAUGGUGACGCGGACCGAACAGCAGCAGCAGCAGAUUUGGAUUCAGUACAAUAAGAGGUGUCUACACUGGACUGCUGAGGAACCCAGAAAAGAAACACAACAACCAACAAAACCAGAAAUCCUCCACUGCACAGGUUCUAACUCCUUCUAACUUCAGUUUAAACAUCAUCGUAACAGUUCAGAAGCUUCUGUUUUUCUUCAUAAUUUCCUUUUAAA
Messenger RNA from Xiphophorus hellerii (green swordtail), 1831 nucleotides. RefSeq names its product interferon regulatory factor 2-binding protein 1-like. The transcript has 3 exons. Gene Ontology annotation, cellular component: nucleus. Gene Ontology annotation, biological process: regulation of transcription by RNA polymerase II. The record is from RefSeq and is a predicted model, not a curated record. Gene Ontology annotation, molecular function: transcription corepressor activity. The coding region runs from base 308 to 1669 and encodes 453 amino acids. Lineage: Eukaryota; Metazoa; Chordata; Actinopteri; Cyprinodontiformes; Poeciliidae.